Sesamum indicum (sesame) is the source of this 1047-nucleotide messenger RNA. RefSeq names its product ran-binding protein 1 homolog b. Gene Ontology annotation, molecular function: GTPase activator activity. NCBI's taxonomy places the organism in Eukaryota, Viridiplantae, Streptophyta, Magnoliopsida, Lamiales, Pedaliaceae. Gene Ontology annotation, cellular component: cytoplasm; nuclear pore. The record is from RefSeq and is a predicted model, not a curated record. Gene Ontology annotation, biological process: nucleocytoplasmic transport.
AAUCUCUACUAGGCAACACUCCUCUUUCACCACUGCAAAACCCUAACCUUUCGCCGGAUCUCACUGAAUCUCUCUGUCUCUCUCUAGUCAAUCAUGGCAAGCACAACGGAACCCACUACUCUAAAAAGGGAAGAAGAAGAAGAGGAAGACUCAAAGCCAGCCGCAGAUGACGAGGAUACCGGGGCUCAAGUGGCACCGAUCGUCAAACUCCAAGAAGUUGCAGUUACUACUGGCGAAGAAAACGAAGAUGUUCUCCUUGACUUGAAAUCAAAGUUGUAUAGAUUUGACAAGGAAGGCAACCAAUGGAAAGAGAGGGGAGUUGGUACCGUGAAGCUACUCAAGCACAAAGAGACUGGCAAAGUUAGGCUUGUUAUGAGGCAGAACAAGAUCCUUAAGAUCUGUGCCAAUCAUCUUGUGCUACCCACAAUGACGGUUCAAGAGCAUCAGGGGAACGACAAGUCAUGUGUGUGGCAUGCUGCUGAUUUUGCGGAUGGAGAACUGAAGGAGGAGACUUUCUGCAUUCGUUUUGCCUCUGUUGAGAAUUGCAAAGCUUUCAAGGAUAAGAUUGAAGAAAUCACUGAAUCUCUGGCAAAGGACAGUGGAGAGAGUGAAGAAGCUAAAACUGCUGCCAGUCUUAUUGAAAAGUUGAGUGUUGAAGGAAAGGAUAAAGAAGAGAAAAAGGAGGCUGAAGAAGCACCUUUAGCCUCAGAAGGGAAGAAGGAUGACAAUGCGAAGCAGGAAAUAUCUGGCGAUGGGAAGUAACUAUUUGAUGUUCUUGUCUGGGUUUUUAUCGACAAGGGUUGAAAAAUGGGUAAUUCGGUGAACAUAAACCGAGUGCCAUAUGUUAUGAACAUAUAGUGUAUUUCUUAUUUGGUCUGCUUGAUGUUUCCUGGUUGGUUGGUGUCAAUUGGUGUGUUUGGAGUCCCAGAAUGUGUUUUUAUAUUUUUGUCAUGCCCCUUUUGCUGCACAUUUUGUACUGCGAGAAUUUUAAACAGGGUUCCCCCCCAGCGUAUAUCUUUAUCCUGAGAUUAUAAGGUUUUUGCUGCA